AUGACACCCCUAGCGGAGCAUGAAGUCAUCGAAGCGAACAGUAUCGAAAAUCUCGUCCUUUUGAGUGCUAGAAUGCCUGUUAAGGAUCUUUUUGACGUUUUCGAUCUUAAGAAAGCGGUUGGUAACCUUUUGGACAAUCUCAAAUGGAAAAAGUGGGCCUAUAUCGUUUGCAAAGUGAAGGGCGGUGGGAAUCAUUACAAGGCGAUACUUGGGGCCAUGCUCGAACAUUUUAAUGUCCAAGAACUGGUCGAGAGGUUGAUGGAAGCAGCUGUAGCUACUAAGACGAAUGCCAUCGCUAAAACACUUCUGAAUGAGCUGAAUAACCGCGAAGACGCUACUAAGGUCAGCGCUGUAAAAGUCUAUGAAUGGCUUGGACUCAACCCAGUAACGACAAACAUUUUCGAGACGCCGGAGCACGCAAAAUGGUCCGCAUAUCUGAGUGCAUGUUCCGCGGAGCAGUACGCAAAAGAUCCCCUCCUCACUGAACUUGUGGGCACUUUAGAGUUUAAAACAAAUGAGGGUCUUCAUAAGGUGUUGGCAGACAAUGCUAGCAAUCCCACGAGCAGAAUGCAGUUGAUCACGCUGAUGACGGUUUGGCUUGCUGAGAAAGUGCUUCCAUCCCGAAUCAUUAUAUUCCUUGAGCCCGACCCAAAAGAAUGCAAAAAUCUCCUUUUCGAUUUUCAGAAAAACAAACCAAUUGUGAAAUUCUGGAUGUUCUAUUCGAAGAUGUUUAGUUUUAAGAAUCCUAAUGAAAAGGUGACACCGAUGGACACGUUCUCGCAAGUAUUUGGUCUCAAAAAUGCGGCCACAAUGAUAUAUGCGGCAAAGAUGGUGGGAGACGAGAGUGUAAGCCCGCUUGCAGCUUCUAUGCUUUUGCUGCAAUUUCAGCAGUGGAAAAUCGAACGAUUGAGGGCAAGUGUUCUCAAGAAGAUGUUUGAUGAUGACACUGUUUUGCCUUCGAUGUAUUCGUCGAAAAAUAAGGAAGCUGCGGUCGAAUUCAUUUGCCAAGAGUACGGAGAAUACAUGAAGUACUGGGAUAUUCUUGAUGAUAUGGACGAUGAGUAUCUGUGGACUGCAGACGCUUUUAAUAAAGUCUGA
Molecule: messenger RNA, 1098 nt
Organism: Plasmopara halstedii
Lineage: Eukaryota; Oomycota; Peronosporomycetes; Peronosporales; Peronosporaceae
Exons: 1
Coding region: 1-1098 (365 amino acids)
Source: RefSeq, a predicted model, not a curated record